GAGCGGCAGGAUAACGAGGAGCUCCCCCGCUUGGUGUAUCGACCGCAUCUUCCGGGAUCUUGAUACUUGAUAUUCCCGCCCUCGAUACCGCGGACCGUCGUCCCCGCGUCUGAUAAACAACACACCCGGCGAACUCGAGUGGCAAGAUGAUAAGAGCAAAAUGAGUGAUCCUCUCAACACCAACGUAAUGGAGACCUCGUACGACCUCGAGUCCGAAAAGUCGAGUUGUCUGAAAGUAUCCUCGCCUAUGAACGUGGCGCGGCAGGACUCGGGCGUACCGGAGGAUCUCGCUUCGCCUCUCAAUGGAGAGGAAGAUCCAGACCUCACUAUGAACAGCGAAUGCAACAUUACCGUCAUCCACAUCACCGAGUCACAGAACAGCAAGACAAGCGACAAGUCGUUGGCCGAGAAUAAGGACAGCAAAGAUGGUAGUGACAGCGGCGUCGAGGGUUGCGCGACAGAAGUUCCAAGAGUGCGCAGUAGAAAUAGCAUCGACUACACGAGCAGUUAUGGCGGCGUGGACGAGGCCUCUUGCGACUCCAGUCUCGUAAGUUGUUGCUCGGUUUACGAGGACGCAUGCGGAUCCACGUUGCCGGAUGACGUACGGCUAGGUGCUACUGGUGGCGAAGGCACGAGCGAGGGUGGUAGCGAGAGCUCGUCCAUCGCCGGCAGUGUGUCUGUACGAACGAGUCGCAUAAACGUGAAGAGGACCGCGACAGCAAGUUCCAAUGCGACCAAAAAAAAAAUCACAAGCAAUACCGAGUCGCAGAAGUACACUCGCACAAAACCAACGAGUGCAACAUCGUGCGCGAGUUUGGGCGCAACGACGCCACGGUCCAAGUCGCGAACAGCAACACCUAGAAACAUAUUGACUAAGUCUCAAAGCGCGAGUAGAGAGCGAGAUCAUCGACCGCGAUCGAGGGAGAAACUGAAUUCUCGAGGAGACUCGAGUUCUUCACUCGUCGGAGAUGUUGCCAAGACGCCUGUUGGUAGCCGUGGUACGACGGCGUAUGGUUGUCGGUCCAGUAGCAACGUAAUGUCCAGUUCGAUAACCACUCCCACCGCAGCUUCCAUCGCGAGAACGAGGACGAGAGCGUUACCCGAUUCGCUGCCAUCCGCACUAACCACGGAGAUUAACAAGGAUCUGGCACAGCGCGGCGGGAGAAUCGUCAGGAGCGAUUCGUCGAGGUCGAGAACCGCAUCGAGCACGCGAGGAGUACGUACGCCAGCGUCCACACCAUCCGAGGAAACGAGAGCGAAGAUAUCGUCCUUGUCAACGACUCGCAGUCUGUGCGCGAAAAAUACCGCCUCACGUGCUGAUAAUAAAACUCCUAGCCAAGAUAACAAAGCGCUCGAUACUUACGCAACGUUACCGCGUAGGAACAGAAGUAAACUGACGAUCUCAAAAGCCGGAGAAAAGACGGAUAAGAUGGCGAGAAGUAGAUCCGGGAGUAGAGACGUCAGUCUCAGCAGAAUCAUUGAGAAAAAGAAUGUCAUGGGGAGAGAUUCGUCUUCCGUUCACAAAAGCUUGCCGCCAUAUCCUAGACAAAGAAUUGUCGAGAAAACCCGUAUAUAUCACGAGACCAGUGCACAGACUGGCUUGACCGGACAAGAUAUUGAAAAAGCGAUGUCCGGACAACCGAGUAUUAUCACCGGGCCUGAGGUUAUCGAGAGAUUGCAUAAGGAUUGCCAAACAGAGGAUACGUGGGACGAUAUGCAAACCUUGCAGGAUACGUUGAAACGUUUGAACGAGGAAAGCGGGAGUCUGCGGGAAGAAAAUGAGAAAUUAAAACUUCAGUUAGCUGAAACAAAUCGUCUUCUAGAAGAAGAAAGAGCCGAUCACACGUUUGCACGUCAGGAACUUGAUAGGAAUGCCCAGCGCAUACUGGCUAUGCUGCCAGGCACGCCGCAAUCGGAACAUGCAGAGGGCAGCGAUAGCUUCCUCGAGCUCGAAUGUCAUAUACAAUCAUCAGGGCAAGUCGUUGCUAAUCAGCAAAUUGAAAUAGCUGAUCUACAAUCACUGUGUCGUAUGUUGAGCAGGGAUUUGGAUAAAAGUCUAGCCGCGCAGAAAGCCUUGCUACAACAGCAACAAGAAUUGGAAGCCGAAUCUGCCGAGAUGCAAGAUUUCCUCCAAGAGGAAAAGGCUACUUUGGCAGAUGCACUUAAGGAUGCCGAAUUAGAGCUCAAGAAGAAAGGAGAAGCUUUAACUCAAAAAGAUACAGAAUUAGAAAGACAAAUGGAGGAGUGUAAGCAUUUAGUGCGAAUUAGCGAACAAAGAAGGCAAGAGAAUUUAUCAAUGAGUCUAAAGUUGAAUGCAGUCGAACGAAGAAGUAGAGAACUUUUACUCACUCAGGGUGCUGCCAUGUCUGGAGCAGCUGUAGCUCUUUCCGGACUUAGUACCAGAUUGGAAGGAUUAGUAGAUCAAUUAAUUGCUUCUUAUAAUAUCUCAGUAAAAGAUCUUGAGGAUGUCAUAUAUCAUAACGAAGCAUACAGCAGAAGUAAUAGUAGCGUGGAGUCUAGUCCAGUUAGCUCUAAGCAGAGUUUAAAAGAACGCACACCGAGCCCAAAGAGUGGAUCUUUCGUUUCCGCGGUUAUCUGUGCGAUUCGAAAUGCCGCGACGCAUCCCUUCGCUGCGAGAAACAAUAUCGAUAAAAAAUCCAGUCUGGAUUCGUCUAAACAAAUUUAUAAAGAACUAAGUAUGGAAUCAUCUGAUUUGCUCGAUUUUGAAACCGAACCAUGUUUGAUGAUGGAAAGCGUUUUGGAAGACGUACCUUUGCCAGAUACAUACUCGCACAAUAUGGUAUCGAGCAGCGAUUCUCUCCGCAGAGCACUGAGUUUCCCUGAAACGUCAGAUGAUCAUAAUAUAAGGAAGACAAAGUACGGCGAUGAGUGUACCAGUCUCACGAAUCUCACUCAGGCGAUUUUGCAUCGUCGUAAGGUGGAAGACGAGGGUGAAGAUGAUUGCGAUUCUGUGAGCGAAUCUGACACCGGAACCAACGAUGGUCCUGUACCUUUGACGGAUUAUUGUCCAUCUGUGGAUCUUGUCGAUCAAGUGAUCGAGGUGGACAAUCUCGUUACCAAACUUCUGAAAGUGCUACGCAUCAUACAACUUGACAAUGACACGUGUAUACAAGAACUGAAAGAAGAAAGGUCUAAUUUGGAGAUAAAAUUGGAAGCUACCAUAACAGAGCUGAAUGAGCUUCGCAAGAUUAUCGAUAACCUCCAUCAAUCACCGGAAGAAGUCCUGAACAAUGUGCCGGAUCGGCGACGUAGCGUCGUGGAGAAUUGUCGGAUUUUGCUCAAAGAGGUAAUAGCCGGCGAUGUCGCCGAUACAUUUUUAUAGUGUGCUUCUUCGACGCUACUGCCAUAUAUCUACGAUAUAAAAUACUGACUUUCGUGAAAGAAAUGUCGAAUGGUUUUCCGUAGGUGGAUAAGAGAGGAAUUAAAAUUUGAUAAGGCCGUACUUGUAUUAUUGAUAACAAUUUGACGAUAUAGACUGAGGAUCUCGAUCUAAUCGAGGUGACUUUUGGUUAAUAUUUUAAAAUAUCUUAUUAAUUUCUUAUAUACAUUCUUCUCUUAUUAUCAAUUAUUUUAAUUCUUAAGAAUAUCUAUGUCAAUUUUGAAAGUCUGAAUUGUUAUAUUGAAAACAUCGACGAACGUUUUAUUAUAAAAAUGGGAUUUCUAAUUUCGACGUAAAUAAAUUUAAAAAAAUUUAGUAGCAUGUGAAUUUUUGAAUAUUUUUUUAUGACUGCGUAUUUUUUGUGCGCUUUGUAAUGAUAAUUUCAGGCUGAAUAUAGUAUUGUACAUGUGUAUAUUAGUAUGAUGUUAUACGUCGAGAUUGCGAAGAAACAAAUUUGAAUGAAUACAGGCUCGUCGCUGUUUCUAAAAUAAUUGUACUAAGAACAUGACUAUUUAAUGAAUAAAUGAUUCUGGUUAACAUUGCAAUCAAUUAUGGCUGACUAGCGUAGCAUGUAGAAAGAUAUCAAAAGAUAUUUAAUAUUGCUGAUUUUGCUUUGUAUUUUUUUCACCAGUAUUGAGCAAAAUACUUUCACGAGUAAUGAAUAACGAUUUUAAAUAUAUACAUAUUUGUAAAUGUAUUAGCGUAUAUAAAAUAUAUGUUUUAUAUGCCUAAAUUAUAUUUAUCUAUAUCUAAAUAUUAUAUAUUUAACAUAUAUUUGAAUACAUUAUGUAAUACGCUGAUAUAUUUUUUUGAAAAUACAGAAUUGUAAAUCAUUAUUCGUUAUUCCUGAAUAUAUUGUCGAAUACUGAUUAUUCACUGAAUUGAUAGUAGAAUUUUUUAUUCAGUAUAUAAAACAAUUCUUGAUAACGUGUGAAAUUAUUAGAUUUAUAAAUAAAAGAUUGUUUUUAAGUACACCUUUCAUUCGAAAUAGACAGGGUACAUAUUAAAUAAUAGUAUUUAAUAGAAAAUACGGGUGCAAGGUAUUAUCAUAUAAAAUGAAGGAAUAGAAUUUCCAAUAUCUUUUCAUGUCUUCGAUCAUGCAAUACUUAUAUUACCAUAAUCAAUUUGUGACAUCCAAGAAGAUAGUGAAAUAUUUUAUGAUAAAUCUCAUAGAUAUAAAAAUUGAGUUUUUCAAUAGGUAAGGACUAGAACAAAACAUUUUGCAAUUAUUUUUGUGUGUUUGUGUACGUAAUUUAUUUCUUUUAUGAAUAUAUAUACGUUAAUAUCGAUAGGAUUUGUUUAUAAUAAAUCUCAGAGAAAGUUGAGAUUUAUUAUCAACAGUAAUAUAAACGAGGUUUCCUUUAUCAAAAUGGAACUUUGCUUUAACUUGAACAUAAUUUUAAACAUAGAAACAUUGUGAUGAUACACCAAACAACAACACAUAUGUAUUUUAAUGUUUAAUCCAAUAAAUUUUCAUAUCUUAAGAAAGACACAAAUAUAUAUAAUUAUAUUAUAUUAUAUUAUAUUAUAUUAUAUUAUAUAUAAAAUAUUUUACAUGUAAUUAAAGCAGAUUAUAUCACGUAAAUGCGAGUGUCAAUAUAAGAAAUCGCGACUAACAUUACGAUUGGUUUACAAGCAUAUGAGAAGUAAGUGUGUACUGUGACGCUAAAUCAAAACGAAAUUAUGGCUAAUAACAAAGCAAAUAAUGCAUUUAGCUCGUUUAACAUGUAAAUACAUAUGUGGAAAUAUACUGAAACACAAUUGCCUGUUACAUUGUGCGGAUAAGGUUAGUGAAAUCGUUAUUUCUGUAAUUUCAUGUAUUUUAAAAGCCAUCUUUUAAGUUACAGAGAAAUGCGUGCGCCGAAUAACGCUAAUAUUAGCGCGUCCUUUUAUUGAUAUUUAGACACUAUAUAAAUGCGUGGUACGACAUUGAGUCGGUCAUCUACUAUAUACGUUACAUUCUACGAAUACUCGUCCAUCAUCCCUGUAGAUGCAGAUAUCCUAUCCCUGUGAAGAAAGUAUAAUGCUUUUUAAACAUUUUAUUUUUAAUGGUUGUAGUUUGUAAAACAGAAUGCGCACGCUGUAAAGGGAAAGGAAAAUACCGUUUUCUUAUGCUAUAGGCAGUAUUGGAAUUGCAUCAGGGAGUCGUUUUAAUGCACGCUCAUGCCUCGCACAUGACGUAUGCUACGUAUAAAGGGCGCCAAGAAAUUCGCCAACCGUACAGCUGGUUGUCUGGAACAUAAAAAGAGUCACGUCGAGAAAGAGUGUACACUAAAUUAUUUUUAUAAUUAAAAUGUUGAAGAUUACGCGUGGUACCAGAUAAGAUCACAAUUAAGAUUGAAAUAAUUAUAAUUAAUGCCAAUAAAAUUAAUUAUCAGGGCAA
Messenger RNA from Monomorium pharaonis (pharaoh ant), 5783 nucleotides. RefSeq lists its product as uncharacterized. The coding region runs from base 161 to 3343 and encodes 1060 amino acids. The transcript is spliced from 11 exons. Lineage: Eukaryota; Metazoa; Arthropoda; Insecta; Hymenoptera; Formicidae. The record is from RefSeq and is a predicted model, not a curated record.